UAUAAUUUUCAACAGAUGUGUUCCACAAAAUGGUUGUUAUGCGUGCUGGUGGUGGUGUGCGUGGUUGUACGACAAGCGACAGCAGCGCCAGCACCGCAGCAGGAAGAUCCGCCUAUGCCUUAUGAAUACAAAUACGACGUAGAAGACCAAGAGAAAGCCCUCUUCUUCGGGGCGAACGAAGCAGGUGACGCCGCGGGCAAAGUCAAUGGCGGCUAUAAAGUACUCCUACCUGACGGCCGUCUCAUGACGGUUGAAUAUACUGUGGAAGGAGACAGUGGAUUUGUGCCGAAGAUCAGCUUUGAAGAUAAUGCUAAUCCGUUUGGGAAAGGCAAAUAAGUGAAGAUUGUAAUACUUGAAUUGGGAUAGUCUGUUCCUGAUGGGAAAAUAGUUUGGAAUUAAAACGUAACAUUUUUAACUGGCCAUUGGUGGACUUUAUG
Molecule: messenger RNA, 437 nt
Organism: Cydia strobilella
Lineage: Eukaryota; Metazoa; Arthropoda; Insecta; Lepidoptera; Tortricidae
Gene: CPH5
Product: cuticle protein 10.9-like
Exons: 2
Coding region: 16-336 (106 amino acids)
Cellular component (GO): extracellular matrix
Source: RefSeq, a predicted model, not a curated record